This is a messenger RNA of Danaus chrysippus (African queen), 279 nucleotides long. NCBI's taxonomy places the organism in Eukaryota, Metazoa, Arthropoda, Insecta, Lepidoptera, Nymphalidae. The record is from the annotation of a GenBank genome assembly.
UUGUUUGCUAGCGGGUACAGCGGUGACGAGAACUGCGCGCUGGGAGGAGAGUUGGUUAUAGAGGAGGCGCCCGACGACCCGCCCCACAAGAGAUCUAAACAUCAUGUACGUAUAUAUUAUAUUAUUAUUAUUAAGAAUCGAACUUACUUGUGUGUCCGAUAUAGAGGAUCGGCGCGCGUAUUGACCGCGCGUCGCACGGGCGCCUCGCGUCAGCCGACCGUCCUCCCAUUGGUGGAGACGUCUCAAACAGCAGCGUCGCGUCAUCAACCGAGCCCGUGA